This is a messenger RNA of Morus notabilis, 1229 nucleotides long. RefSeq lists its product as uncharacterized. Bases 263 to 994 code for a protein of 243 amino acids. Lineage: Eukaryota; Viridiplantae; Streptophyta; Magnoliopsida; Rosales; Moraceae. Gene Ontology annotation, biological process: phospholipid metabolic process; arachidonate secretion. Gene Ontology annotation, molecular function: A2-type glycerophospholipase activity. The transcript has 3 exons. The record is from RefSeq and is a predicted model, not a curated record.
CGCAUCCCUCGCAAUCCUUCCCAAUUUCCACACACCACAGAAAAUCCCAGAACGAAAACAAUUAAUAAACUUUCUCGAGAAACUACUCUCUCUAAAAUCUCUCUUAAAUUUUCUUUUCUUUCUUUUCUUUUCCUUUUUUUUUUUCCGCAUCGUAUUCUUCUUUCCGAUUUCUAUGGCGUCACUACAAAACAUGCUUCUCUCUCCUCAGAGUAGAUGAAUUCGCACUGGGAAUGAAUUUCUGGCGCUAUACUGACUAAAAAUUAUGCACCUUGUUAAGGAAAUGAAGCCUGGUUUUCUUUGGAGUGUUCCCAGGUUUAGGACGCAAAGAAACUGUGAUUUAGGUUCAACCCUUGAACCCAAUAGUGACCUUAAAACAAACACCAAUCAGAAUGCUUCUUUUGAUAUUAAAUUGUGGGGUUGGUCCCUCCUUUCCUUUGUUCCGUGGGUGGCCAUCAAUAAUAGAGACAAACCAACCACCAUCAAUAGAGAGCUGAGGAAGCGAUCACUGCCUCGAGGGGCUGCCGAGAAUUAUUUUGGGGGUACCCCUUUGCGCUUUAGGCCGUAUGUCUGUAAGGUUCCUUGGCAUACAGGUGCAAGAGCGUUUCUUUCUCAGCUAUUUCCCAGAUAUGGGCAUUAUUGUGGACCCAAUUGGUCAAGUGGGAAGGAUAGUGGAUCUCUUGUUUGGGACAGGCGGCCGAUUGAUUGGUUGGAUUUUUGUUGCUACUGCCACGAUAUUGGUUAUGACACUCAUGAUCAGGCCAAGUUACUGAAGGCCGAUUUAGCGUUUCUCGAGUGCCUUGAGAGGCCAAACAUGAAAACCAAAGGAGAUGCUCAUAUUGCUCAUCUGUACAGGACAAUGUGCACUACAGGUCUCAAGAAUAUACUUAUACCUUACAGAACACAUCUAGUAAGCCUGCAGUCUGGGAAACCUCUAAUUCAAUUUGGAUGGCUAAGCAACGUGAGAUGGAAAAGUUGGACUACGCAGAAAUCUUGAAAACAGAUCUGGAGUUCUAACAAGUAAUUCUAGUAUUAGUACUUCACACGCGUCCAUUGAAAUAGUGAUCUUCAUUUAGUAGUCUUCUUAGGAACUACUUUUUCCCUAAUAUUUGGCUAGUUUUCUGGACGAUUCUGUGCUAGAUUGAGGAAAAAGUGCAUCUGUCCUGGAAAGUCUCAAGAAACGUAUGCUGUACAUAUAUAUUUGUUAAUAGGCUACUAAUUGCUAAUUGGUU